Molecule: messenger RNA, 1169 nt
Organism: Colletotrichum destructivum
Lineage: Eukaryota; Fungi; Ascomycota; Sordariomycetes; Glomerellales; Glomerellaceae
Product: Putative proteasome, subunit alpha/beta, proteasome beta-type subunit, nucleophile aminohydrolase
Exons: 3
Coding region: 144-935 (263 amino acids)
Cellular component (GO): proteasome core complex
Source: RefSeq, a predicted model, not a curated record
CCCCAAGCUUCAUUCAACCUCACAUACCGAACGACCAUCGCCGAAACCCACGACCCUCCUCAAACGACAAACCGACCCCAUUCCCGACAACGUCAAAUUCACUGAAAUCUCAUUUACACACACACACACACACAUCCAUCAUAAUGGAUCACAGACCGCAAGCUUGGGGCCGUCCCAGAGACGACGUCUAUGGUGCCUACGAUGGCUCUUACAUGAACCUCAACGGCCCCAACCAAGCGACACAGGCUCCUAUCGUCACGGGUACAUCAGUCAUCGCCAUUAAGUUCAGCCAGGGCGUCGUCAUUGCCGCUGAUAACCUGGCAUCCUACGGCUCCCUCGCCCGCUUCACCGACGUCAAGCGCCUCCGCACCUUUGCCAACUCCACCGUGAUUGGCUUUGGCGGUGACGUCUCCGAUAUGCAGUAUCUCGACCGCCACCUCUCGGCCCUCGACAUUGAAGAGUCGUACGACCUGUCCGCCGACACGCCCGCUCGUCUCAACGCCGCGAACUUGCACAAGUACCUCUCCAAGCUCCUAUACAAGCGCCGAUCCGACUUUGAUCCCCUUUGGAACCACCUCCUCGUCGCCGGUCUCGACGACAGCAACAAGCCCUUCCUCGCUGCCGCCGAUCUCCUCGGCACUACCUUCACCUCCCCCUCGCUCGCUACCGGCUUCGGCUCCGCUCUUGCCCAGCCCAUCAUGCGCCGCUACGUCCCGGACGAGGAGUCAGCCGCCAAGCUGUCCAAGGAGCAAGCUAUCGAGGUCAUCAAGGAGUGCAUGAAGGUGCUCUUCUACCGCGAUGCUCGCAGCUCUGACAACUACUCCAUUGCCGUGGUGACCAAGGAUGGCGUUGAUUUGAAGGAGAGCGAGAAGCUCGAGAAGCAAAGCUGGAAGUUUGCGGAACGGAUUCGUGGCUACGGCACGCAGGUCGUUUAGAAUGAGUGGAGGGGCAUGGUCUGAAGGGGAUUCCAGAGGAAUAGAGAACCAAGGAAAUGAAACGACAAUCCAUGCAUGAAUGAAUGGCUGGCUGGUUACUCAAGAUGGCGGGCCGUUGGCGACUGAACACGUGGGAAUCCUCCAGGGGUACUCAUCACUAGACGACAGGCGGGUAUGAGUAGCCAAGGAUGGCUUCGCCGACAUUGAACUCAAUCCGCGACUUCGUGAAUGAGU